UUUGUAUUGUAUUAUGUUUCACAGCUUCAUUCUUUGCGAUUUAUUAGUGUUUACAUAUUGUAGUAGCAUUACCAAGCACUAGCCUUGCACGGUUUGUUGAAAGUUUUUUUUUUUUUUUUUUAAACCUGGCAACACUUGUUUUUCCCACCACCAAUCCAACGUGGCGCUGGUGCAGUCCGCCAUUCCUCAUUCUGUAUUUCCGUGCUCAAGCCUUCGCACGUGUCUCAAGUCCGCCGCAAAAAUCUUCCAACAUGGGCAAGAGGAAGGAAGAGCUCCGAGACGACGAGAUACGAAGAAAAAUACAAAAAUUGGAAAAUAAAUUGGCGAAAAAACCCGCUAGACGUCGAAUUAUAUACUCAUCAUCCGAUUCUUCUGCAGAAUCAGACGACGCCGCAAAUCAAGUUGCGGCACGCAAAGUAACUACAGUGGCCAUGGUCCACGACGAGGCCUCGCAAAACUCACCUCGUGUCACGUCGCCACGUGCCGUCUCGCCGCCGCCACCGCGCUCGCCGCAAGACAUGCCGUCGCCCCCGGAGCAGCCGACGCCAGCUCAAACUGACACCGAGACCGAAGAACCUAAUCCGGAAGAACAACAACUCGACGACGAGAUUUUGUCAUUACUGGGUGACGCCCCAAAAAGUGACCAUCAAUUUGGGCCACCUAUGCACAAGGACAUUGCCAGUCGAUGGCAAGAGAUACUUUUAAAGGGUUUGGACAAAGAAACGAAAGAAAAACUAUUAAAACAGUAUGUGAUCCCUAAAAACUGUGACAUGCUUUUAGCCCCCAAACUAAAUCCCGAAGCAAAAGCUGCUUUGUCAGAUGGAUCGGUAAAACGUGACUUCUGUAUUAUGCAAAAGCAAAAUCAGGUGGGCGUGGCCCUUGCUGCCCUGGCCUCUCUUACAGAAUUAAUAAUUUCAGGAGAGAAUAAUAAGCAAAAUCUUCUUAAGCCCCUGAGUGACGCAUGUCGAAUUCUGUGCGAUAGCCAUCACAGUGAAACAGCGACGAGACGCCACUUCGUCUUAACCGCAACAGAUGCUGCUCUUAAAGAAACGUUGGUUGAAACAAAGAGAGAUCAAUUUUUGUUUGGCGAAAACGUGAGCGAGAAAUUAAAAGUAGCCAAAAGCAUCCAAAAGACCGGGGAGUCAUUAAAACAACAACAAAAGUCGGUAUUUAACAAAAAUAAUUUUAUUGCAAACAAAGGUCAUUUAAACUUCAAGCCGUAUCGCAGGACGGACCACAAGCCAGGCGCCAGCACGGCGCGCACAGCUCGCGCACCUCGCGCACCUCAGCGCUACCAGCCCAGCGCGAGCAGCUACUCGUACCGAGAUCGCCGGGCGCCAGCACCGAGUCGAGCCCGCUCGCCGCCGCCGAGACGCAACACCCACUAUCGGAGAUAGACUACGAGGUACGGUACGCUGGUAGACUUCGGUGUUAUUAUAAUGAAUGGACUAAAAUAACUGAUGAUCCAGUCAUUUUAUCUUGGCUUAAAGGUUAUUUAAUACCCUUUACUUCCACGCCCCAUCGCCCCGAUACCCCCCGUGUCUACCCUAAAACUGACCAAGAGCAUCAGGAUUUUCUAAAGUCAAUAAACUCAUUACUUGACAUCAACGCGAUUUCAAAGUGUGAUCACGUUGAUGACGAAUUUAUAUCCACAGUCUUCCUUGUGCCUAAACCGAAUGGCGACAAACGCUUCAUAUUAAAUUUAAAAUGUUUAAAUAAAUUCGUAGAUACAAAACAUUUUAAAAUGGAGGAUUACCGUACCGCCUCUAAAUUUAUUACCAAUUACUGUUACAUGGCAUGUAUAGAUUUAAAGGAUGCAUACUUUUUACUACCCGUUCAUGAAUCUCAUCGGAAGUAUUUGCGUUUUGUGUAUGACAAUAUUUUAUAUCAAUUUAAUUCCUUACCAUUCGGUUUAAGCUCCAGCCCGUAUGUGUUUACUAAAUUAAUGAAACCCGUAAUGGAAUAUUUAAGAUCACAAGGUUUGCUUUCAGUCAUAUACUUGGAUGACAUUUUCCUGAUUGGCACUUCAUACUCUGAAUGUAAAACUAAUGUUAACAUAACCAAAAACACUUUAGAAAGGCUUGGUUUCUUGCUAAACUUCGAUAAAAGUUGUUUGGUCCCAAAAAUGGAAUGCAAAUUCCUUGGUUUUGUCUUUGACUCCCAAAACAUGAUUAUGAAACUUCCUGACACUAAAAGAAUAAAAAUUAAAGAAAAGUUGCAGGCAUUAUUAAAUAUCCAUAGGUGUACACUACGUGACUUUGCAAGAUUUCUAGGUCUUUUAGUGUCGGCAUGUCCAGCAAUUCAAUAUUCGCGGCUUUACACCAAGGAAUUUGAGCAUUUCAAGUAUUCAUGUUUAUUAAAUAAUCCUAGUUACGAGCAAAGUGUACGAAUACCCGCAGUAUUAAAAAAUGACAUGUUUUGGUGGCUCAAUAACAUAGAUCAGGGUUAUACCCCUCUAUGCGUAGAAGAAUAUAACUUAGAAAUUUUUUCAGAUGCGUCUACGACUGGCUGGGGUGCCUAUUGUGAUAACAAUAAAACCUAUGGCCAUUGGAAAGACGAUGAAAUUAAUUUACACAUUAACGAGCUAGAAAUCAAGGCUGCUUUCUUUGCACUCAAAAGUUUCGCAAGAAACCUAAAUGACUGUAGAAUUCUUUUACGCAUAGAUAACGUUACUGCAAUUUCCUGCAUUAAUAGAAUGGGCAGCAUACAGUUUAGACAUUUAAAUAAGAUUGCCAGAGAAAUUUGGGAAUGGUGCGAAUGUCGUAAAAUAUUUAUUUUUGCAUCUUACAUUAAGUCAAAUGAGAAUUGUGAAGCAGAUUCAAUGUCACGUAAAAAGUUUAACGAUAUUGAAUGGGAAUUAAAUGAUUAUGCAUUUAACGAAAUAACAUCAAAUUACGGGUACCCGGAGGUUGAUUUGUUCGCUAGUCGUCACAACGCUAAAUGCCCGAUUUAUGUGACGUGGAAAAAUGAUCCCGAUGCCUGGGCUAUAGAUGCAUUUACGAUCUCUUGGAAAGAUAAAUAUUUUUACGCGUUUCCACCAUUCGCGUUACUUGCUAAAACAAUGCAAAAAAUAAUAACUGACAAAGCUGAGGGCAUAGUAGUUGUACCAUAUUGGCCGAUGCAACCAUGGUUUCCGUUAUUUAAAAAACUAACUGUUUCUGAAUAUAUUACUUUUGAACCCAAUGCUAAAUUAUUAAUAUCUCCUUUCAGGACGAGUCACAACCUACACAAGACCCUCAAACUGGUUGCCGCGAAGCUUUCAGGCAAGCAUUACUGAAAAAGUCCCUAUCGAUUAGAUGCAUAGAAAUAAUGUUAGCAUCCCUAUCAGUUUCUACAUAUAAGCAAUAUGACGGAUGUAUUAAAAAGUGGAUAUCCUAUUGUAAGAAUAUAAGUGUUGAUUAUACAAAUCCAUCUGUUCCUCAAAUUGUUGAUUUCUUAACAGAGGUGUUUGAUAACGGGGCACAAUAUGGUACAAUUAACAGCUACAAAUCUGCUUUGUCGUUAAUAUUAGGUGAAAUUGUUAAUCAUGAAAUAAUAAAACGUUUUAUGAAAGGUGUUUUUAAGCUCAGACCUUCAAAACCCAGGUACAAUGUAACAUGGGACCCUAAUAUUGUCUUAAAUUAUUUGUCACACAAAUGGCCUAAUGAAACUCUGAGCUUAGAAAUCCUAGGUAAAAAGUCUUUAACUUUAUUAGCCUUAGUAACAGCACAUCGUGUACAAACCCUCUCUUUGAUAAAGAUAAGUAAUAUCAAGGUCAACACUCCUGUCGAUAUAACUAUACAUAUCCCAGAUUCUAUAAAAACAACAAAGCCAAACUCCUACCAGCCCAUUUUACGUUUACCGUAUUUUGACACACGUCCAGAGAUUUGUCCAGCAAGGUGUCUUGAAGCGUAUAUCAAUAAAACAACAACACUUCGUAAAGAACACGAUUAUUUAUUUAUUAGUCAUAGAAGGCCACAUAAUAAGUUAUCACCACAAACACUCAGUCACUGGAUAAAAAACACUCUUAGCUUCUCUGGAAUAGACACGUCUAUAUUUAGUGCCCAUAGCACAAGGCACGCUGCUACUACUUCGGCUAAUAAACGUGGAGUCUCCUUAGAUUUAAUUAGGAAAACUGCAGGCUGGACUGAUUCCUCCUCGGUAUUCGCAAAAUAUUACAACAAAGAGAUUAUUGUUGAUCCCAAUCAAUUUGCGAUGUCUGUUCUGUCGUCGAAUAACCUGUAAUAAUAAUUAAGAAUAAGAAUAAAUAUGACAUUGAUUAUAAAAUAACAUAAGUACUUGCUACGAUGUUAAUGGUUUAAAUAAAUGGAAUAAAAAAUACAUACCUUACUGAUUGUUAUUAUUUUUUAACCCUUUUGUUUCAUAUUUAUUAAUUUGUCUCUGAACAUCCUACAAUAUGUAAACACUAAUAAAUCGCAAAGAAUGAAGCUGUGAAACAUAAUUAAAAAUCAAACGAACUUACCAAGUGAAGUUCGAUGAUAAUUAUGUGAACAGCUUCAUUCGACGCGAUUUAUGCAUACCCUCCCAAAUAUAAAAAAUCCCUACCCUAUAAAUAUGAAACAAAUUGCUAUAAACAAAAUGAGGAAUGGCGGACUGCACCAGCGCCACGUUGGAUUGGUGGUGGGAAAAACAAGUGUUGCCAG
This is a messenger RNA of Cydia splendana, 4643 nucleotides long. RefSeq lists its product as uncharacterized. The transcript has 2 exons. Bases 252 to 1397 code for a protein of 381 amino acids. Lineage: Eukaryota; Metazoa; Arthropoda; Insecta; Lepidoptera; Tortricidae. The record is from RefSeq and is a predicted model, not a curated record.